Messenger RNA from Vicia villosa (hairy vetch), 4206 nucleotides. Its product is annotated as disease resistance protein RPV1-like. Lineage: Eukaryota; Viridiplantae; Streptophyta; Magnoliopsida; Fabales; Fabaceae. The coding region runs from base 180 to 4070 and encodes 1296 amino acids. Gene Ontology annotation, molecular function: ADP binding. The record is from RefSeq and is a predicted model, not a curated record. The transcript has 4 exons. Gene Ontology annotation, biological process: signal transduction; defense response.
UGGUAGGUGUGUGUAGUAUGACUCUUAAGUAUUCAAGAGAUGACAUAGAUAGCCAAUAAGACAGAAAAAAACAUGGAAGUUUCAAUCUGCUAUGAAAGAUCAAUCUAUAUAAAUUUUCAUACCAAAGGCAAAAGGCACAAAGGCAACAAGGUUGAUCAAAAUUUGUGCUAUUGAUAAUUAUGUCUCAUCCAACAACUUCAAAGUAUGAUGUGUUCCUCAGCUUCAGAGGAGAGGACACUCGUGAAAACUUCACUAGUCAUCUUUACAAAGAGUUGUAUAGAAAAAAUAUUGAAACAUUCAUAGACUAUAAGCUUGGCAGGGGAGAAGAGAUUUCUCCAGCACUGCUGAAAGCAAUAGAAGAAUCAGAUAUUUAUGUGGUCAUUUUGUCGGAACAUUAUGCUUCUUCCACUUGGUGUUUGGAAGAACUCACAAUGAUACUUGAAUGUAGGAAGAAAUAUGGUAGGGAAAUUAUACCUGUUUUCUAUAAGGUGGAUCCAUCAGAUGUUAGGCAUCAGAGAAAGAGUUAUGCAGACGAUUUUGCUAAACAUGAAAAACAACCUGCUGACAAAGUUGAGGCAUGGCGGACUGCUCUAAGAAAAAUUGCUGAUCUUUCUGGCAUGCAUUCCAAAAACUUCAGCCAUGAAAGUGAACUUGUUGAAGAGAUUGCAAAAGAUGUUUUGAACAAACUAAAAGAUUGUUCCUUAAGUGAUCAUCAAAGAAUGAUUGGAAUUGAAAAGCACAUUCAACAAAUUCAAUCUUUGUUGCUCCUCGAGUCGCCAUCUGUUCGUAUCAUAGGAAUAUGGGGCAUGGGAGGGAUAGGCAAAUCAACAAUUGUUAGUACAAUUUACCGCAAACUUAGAACUGAUUUCAGUUCUGGAAGCAUUGUUCUAAAUUUUAAAGAAGAAGUAGAAAGACUUGGAAUAGACCAAGUAAAAAGAAAAUGCUUAUCACAACUUCUAGAUGAUAAAGACGCGACUUCUUCUCGAUCCAGUUUUUCGUCUGAACGAAGGCUUGAACGAGCAAAGGUUCUCUUUAUUCUCGAUGAUGUGAGUGAUUGUGGUCAAAUUCUAGGCUUAAUUCGACACAGUAAAUUCGGCCAAGGGAGUAGAAUCAUUGUGACUAGUAGAGACAAGCAAGUGCUUCACAAUGUUGUUGAUUAUAUAUAUCAUGUAAAGGAGAUGGAUUUUCAAGACUCCCUACAACUUUUCUGUUUAAGUGCUUUUAAACAAAACCAUCCAAAAGAAACUUAUGAGGGCUUAUCAGAAAAGGUAUUACAUUAUGCUAAAGGGGUUCCAUUAGUUCUCAAAAUUUUUGGCUUAUUGCUUCAUGAUAAAGUAAAGGAGAUAUGGGAAAGCGCGUUGAAAAAGCUCGAGAAGCAAACUGAUGUUACAGCUUUCAAUGUGUUGAAGUUAAGUUAUGACGGACUUGACGAUGAACAGAAGGAUAUAUUUCUUGACAUAGCUUGCUUUUAUAGAGGACAUUUGGUGAAUGUUGUAGCGCAAACAUUGGAUUGUUGUGGUUUUUCUGCCCAAUACGGAAUGGAUGUUCUCAAAGAUAGAUGCCUUAUAUCAAAUUUAGAAGGUAGAAUUGUGAUGCAUGAUCUAGUACAGGAAAUGGGACAAAAAAUUGUUCGACAACAAUGCGUUGAUAAUCCUGGAAAACGAAGUCGGUUAUGGAUGGCCGAUGAUAUUUAUACUAUUUUGAGAAACAAUAGGGGGACAGAUGCAAUUCAGUGUAUAUUCCUUGACUUAUGCAAGAUAAAGAAAGUUGAACCACAUGCUGAAACUUUCAAAGAAAUGCAUAAUCUUAGAAUGAUCCAAUUCUAUAAUCCUUCUGCAUUUCGGAAAGAAUCAAAUGUGAUCAUUCGUACGGUUCUGAAGAGUCUUCCGGAUAAUUUAAAAUUUCUUCGUUGGGAUGGUUUCCCUCAAAGAUCUUUGCCGCUAGAUUUUUGUCCAGAAAAUCUUGUUACACUUGAUAUGCCUCAUAGCCGUCUUGAAAAACUUUGGGACGGGGAUCAGGAUUUGCCGAAUUUGAAAAGGCUUAACCUUAGUUUUUCUCAGAAGCUGAUAGAAGUUCCAGACCUCUACUUGUCACCAAAUAUUGAAGAAAUAAUUCUGAGUCAUUGUGCAAGUUUGGUACAAGUUCACUCCUCAGGCUUCCUCGACAACCUGAACUGUUUAUGCAUAAACGGUUGUAUCGAACUCAGGAGUUUGAAUCUUCCUAGCAAUAUUCUAUCGAAAUCAUCAGGAUUAGUUGUUCUCCAUGGUUGUGUCAACCUUGAAACACUUGUAAUCAGCAGUAGUAGAACUGAGGCAGUUCAAUCAAACAGUUGUUCGCGUUUUUAUGGACUUUGGGACUUUGAAGCGAUAAAUGUUUAUGGACUUAGCGAUGAACAUGAACCAAAGAAAGACGCCGGGGGUUAUGAGAUUGGUGAAUACUCUUCAAGAGCUUUUCGUCCCGUUGAUAAUGCAGACGUAUACAAAAACGAAGAACCAUUGGACAAUAUCUGCUUGCUAAACAUGAAAGUGAAGAUAGACACAAUGCCCUCAUUAUUUUCAAGUAUCAAUCAACUUUGUUGGUUAGAUAUUUCUAAAUGCGAGUCCUUAACAUUCCUACCACCUGAAGUUUUCAAUCUGAGUUUUCUAAGAAGACUUUAUCUCGGCGGAUGUUUAAAUUUGGAAGAGUUACCUGAAAUCAAGAAGAGCAUGGAAAAUCUAACCGUGCUCGUCUUAGACAAAACAGCAAUAAGAGAACUACCUUCAUCCUUGAACCAUUUGAUCCGGCUAGAAGAAUUGAGCUUGAAAAGGUGUUCAAGGCUCAUGACUAUUCCGUCUUCCAUUGGAAAUCUCAGCAAACUCGUCAAAUUAGACCUCACCGACUGUGAAUCACUUAAAACUUUUCCAAGCAGCAUUUUCAAACUGAAGUUGACGAAACUCGACUUGCACGGUUGCACAAUGCUUAGGACCUUUCCAGAGAUCUUAGAGCCAGCCGAAAGUUUCACUCUUAUUAACUUAACAAAAACAGCAAUUCAAAAUUUGCCUUCGUCAUUCGAGUAUUUGGUUGGGUUGCAAACCUUGCGCCUGAAUCUUUGUAGUAAUCUGGUGUCACUUCCAAACAGCAUUGUCAAACUAAAUCGUCUAUCCGUUCUUGAUUGUUCCGGUUGUUGCAGAUUAACAAAAAUCCCAAAUGACAUUGGUUGCUUGUCAUCAUUGACGAAACUUUCGUUGCAAGAAAGCGGUAUUAUGAACCUUCCCGAAAGCAUGUCUCAUCUCUCGAAUUUGGAAUCACUUGACAUAAGUGAUUGCAAAUGGCUUGAAUGUAUCCCAAAUCUUCCGCCACGUCUAAACCAGUUCUCCGCGUUUGAUUGCCAAUCCAUUAAGACACUGGAGCCAAAUUCAAAGGUGAAACUCCUAUCUACUUCCAAAGAAGGUACCUUCAAAUUUCAUUUCACCAAUAGUCAAAAACUAGAUGAAACUUUUUCGAAAAACAUCGGUGAAGUAGCAUGGCAUAAGAUCUCUGAUGAUGCAUAUAGGAUAGUGUUCUUCAGUUUUUCAGGAAGCGCAGUUCCUAGCUGGUUACCUUACAGUUGCAAGGGAAACUCAGUAACAAUGAAAAAAGAUUCUCCUUAUUUGUGGGGCUAUAACAGGCUUGUUGGAUUUGCUCUUUGUGUCGUUUUUCGACGCGCAAAUAUUGAAGACACCGAAACAAGAAGUACUAGCUUUGUAUACAGACUAACAUUUGAAUCCAAUGGCGAAACACGAUAUCUUCCAUACCAAGGCCUAAAACUCGAUAUCUACUGGAAGGAUCGAAGCCGGUAUUUCAUCGAAGAUCAAACAUUUCUAUGGAAAUAUCAAUUGGACUUAGCAAGCAUUGGCAAUGAGCUCUUUCAUGCCUACAACUUCAUUUUAGAGAUUCAAGAAGAUAUUCGGCAUCUCUCAAGUUCUACUUCGAACAUCAUUGUGAAAGAAUGUGGAAUCUGUCCUCUAUAUACCAAAUAUAGUGGUAGUAAUGUUAUGAGAUUGUUAUAUAAUGGCAAUGAAGGACCAAGUGAGAGCAAACAUGGAUCAUAAUAAUGUUUAAGUCUUAAACUCUUAUGAGUAUAUGAUUCUAUAUCAUAAAAACAAGUUUAUUCGCAUGUAAUUCUCUUUGUUAAAACUCUUAUAAAUUCACUUGUUAAAAUUUGUAAAUUCACUUUUAAAUUUCGUU